AUGAAGGGCAACCUGUACGAGCUCGAUAUCAAGGUGAGUCACUCAACUGCUGCUAACGUUUGUCAGGUGGAGCAAAACCAGCUCUGGCAUCGGCGCCUGGGGCAUCUUGGCCAAGGUGGAAUGGCCAAAGUCUUGCAGAAGAAGCUGACGACUGGUGUGGACUUCGAACCUGGACAAAAUCGAUUCUGCGAUGUCUGCGCCCAGGGAAAGCAGUGCCGAAAAUUUUUCGACGGAACGCGUCAACAGGCGACGCGACCCCUCGAGCGGAUCCAUUCGGACGUAUGCGGCCCAAUUGACCCGCCGGCAUGGGAUGGACCAAGACGCACUUCGCCAUGA
Molecule: messenger RNA, 336 nt
Organism: Aedes albopictus (Asian tiger mosquito)
Lineage: Eukaryota; Metazoa; Arthropoda; Insecta; Diptera; Culicidae
Exons: 1
Coding region: 1-336 (111 amino acids)
Source: RefSeq, a predicted model, not a curated record